CCCCCCUCUUUAAGAGCAUGUCAGAGGCGCCUGUGGGAUGGAGUUUGUGUCGCACAUUACUCUUUAUCUGGAUGCUGCUCGAGUGCCAUUUAUGAAGACAGUCGCGUUUCUCCAAACUUCACAACACACAUCGUCCAUCCUGUUUCCCCACACAAACUUUCAGCGUCUAUUAUCGGAUUAAAACUUAUAAAAAGAAAGUUUACAUACAGGACAGGACAGCCCAAAAUACCCAUCAUCAGACAAAGCAUGAAGUUCCAGUGCGUUUCUCUGUUCAUCUGCGCUUUACUCAUUGGAGAGUGUUGUGGAUCUCGCCUGGACCGGUUGGUGAGAACUGGAUUUCAAUAUUUGAAGCUCAAUCUGUGCCGGAAGGUCUCAUUACCGGAUAGCGAGUGCAGAAAAGUCUCCCAUCUUCACCUGAGCGGAGUCCUGGUGUACGUCUCUGAAUUAAGCUCUGGAAAAGUGCUCGCAAUACUACCCGAUUCAUACUCCAGCGGCACUGCCCCGUCAAAGCACAACGCUUACUCUGUGGAUGAAGAGAGUAGGACAAAUGUCGAACUCUACCCCGCAGCCAGUGCGCAUGACGCGGUGCUGGUUCUGGACCCAAGUCCCGGUGAGAGUUUCGGACACCCGGUGGUUCUGUUCUACGUUGACUUUAACAUAACUAAGAAGAAAUGUGCUCAUAUGGAUGGGGUUUAUCUUGGAGAGGAGUGUUUGACGAUGGCAGUAAAAACACGCUGUCAGAAUCAGCUGAAGCGCAGACGGAGUCGCAGUGAUCGUAUGGUGAGCCGGGCGAGGGCCCGCAGAACCACGGCGAGCAGAAUCAGCCACGUGGAGCACAGCAGCGGCCACUGCGAGAUUCACUUCCUGCCCCUAGUCGUGGGAGUGAAGGACAGCAACCGAACACAACGCUUACGUUGUGUAGAUCACCCAGACUAUGCCAGAUGCCCAGAGCCUUUGCCGCAGACCAGCCCCAGUGUUCCCAUCUCCAGCUGUGAGCUCAAUAAAAACACCCGCAGGUGCCAUCAGCAGCGGCUGGCCACACACCUGUCUUGCCGCCUCUACCAGACCUGUGAUCACGCUGUUCUCUUGUCAGGUGGCUGGCAGGAGCAGAUAACAUACCAGCGCCAUGUGCAGAACCUACAGCUCUUCUACCAGAUGCUGAGGAACAACGGCUUCCAUAGGGACCACAUAAAGACAUUCUUUGCUGGGAAUGGACAGGUAGCAGCUAAAGAUACAGAGGGGAUGUAUCCAGCCACAGAGAAAGAGGUGAUCAGGAAUCACAUUUCGUAUAUCUGCAGAAAGCAGCACUGUGCAGACUCUCUGGUUUUGUACCUGAACAGCCCCACGCGUAAUGAUGGCGCCAUGCUGCUCUGGGACCGCAAUAACAAUGGCAUUGCGGAUCUAAAGGAGCGUUACUCCGUAGGGGAACUGCUGGCAGAUCUGGCGGGGUGCAGAGCCAGUCGUGUGCUGCUGUUUGUGGAGCAGAGUUACAGUGGAGCCCUCAGUAAAAGACUGAUGGGAUCUCUCAAACACCUCAAUGUGGUGCUGCUGAAUGGGCUGCCCUGGGUGGACACAGCUGAGUUUUGGGCCUCUUUGCAUCCGUCGCAGUGUGUCAUAGACCACCUCAGUAAGAGUUCUGUGAUCCCUCGACUGGGUGAUGCUGCUCUGGGCCUGCUGAACGUGACUCUGGCCGGCGCUCCGUGUAACUCUACACCCCCCCUCACAGAGGCCGAGGUCAGGAAGGAAUACAUGGGAUGUCAGAAUUUACCCACAGCUCUGUGGUACCAAAAACGACCCAAAUCCAACAUCAGCAGGAAUUAAAAGAAUCCCUUCCAUUACAUGGACUACAACCACCUCUAUCAUUUUCCAGUAACCGACACUUCAGACAUCCCAGUUACGGAGUACUUCCUCCUAAAGAAAGUGGAACACUCUAGGAACUACAAGUACAAUUCAUAAACCCCUCAAAACACUCCUCCAAUCUACCCGCUAAUGCACACAGACCCUGACAAGCUGUUGAGGAGCACAGACUGUGUAAUGGGAGACUGAAAGAAGAGCAAGCAAUGCAGAACAGAAAGAGACCGAAACGUCUGUCAUGUCCUCAUGUUGAACCUCGGUUCUCUUGCUAGGUUCUCCGCAGUGGGUGUCCCCUGUGGCGUGUCCCAUGCUGUCCUCUCCCCACUCUUGCCUGCUAUGGGGGUUCAGCUCAGGGACAAGAGCGCUCCGUUACGAGUGCUCCUCCAUGGGUCAAUGCACAGGGCACGGCUGGAACUGAACAACGGUGAAAACGCCACUCUGAAACACAACUCACACUUACUUUAACAUUUCAGGACAAAUCACCGCAUCCCUCUUUUAGCUCAAUAAGGGAUGAUUUAAUAAUGAGAAAUGUUCAUUCAUGAAUGGAUUUUGGCAGACACUGGGCUUCGCAAGCAUGUAUUUAAGUAAGAACUCUGACUCCACCAUUCUUCUCUGUACUAACCACCCAUAUCUCCAAAACCUUUUAAACACCACUAACAGAAAAUGGGGAGUGUUGAGAAGAUAUUUCAAGCUAUAUACCACAGUCUAAGUAGAUCCUAUGGAAAUUCAUACACAUUGUUCAUAAAUUGCAGACAGUAUAUUUUCACAGUGCAUCUACUCGUGAGACCUUUUUAUAAUUCUCAAAAUUAAAGGUCAACUCCACCCCCAAAAUGAAUAUUUACUUAUUUUCUCCCCCCAUAUCAUCCAAGAUGUUUUUCUUCACUCAAACACAGCUAUUUUAAUAUUUAAUAGUAAAUAUUAUCCUCACUUUGUAAUAGCAUUCACAUUAUAGGGGGUAGGGCUGCACUACCCAGUCUCCUGAGG
This is a messenger RNA of Misgurnus anguillicaudatus (oriental weatherfish), 2838 nucleotides long. RefSeq lists its product as uncharacterized. The record is from RefSeq and is a predicted model, not a curated record. Lineage: Eukaryota; Metazoa; Chordata; Actinopteri; Cypriniformes; Cobitidae.